GACCAUAACUUAUCUUGCCGUGUUUAAGUCUCUUUUAAAUGUAUGCUUGUUUUAAUAUCUUGUGCUACGUUUUUAUAAUCACCAAAAACAGAAAACAAAAACAAAAACAAUGUCUACUGUUCUAUAUAUCUUUGCGUUUCUGCUUCUUCCCGCUCUUUUCACGUUAAUAUUCGUGAAGAGAACCAAAGACUCGACACAAAAUCUUCCUCCUAGCCCACCUCAGCUUCCUAUCAUCGGCAACCUACACCAGCUUCAAGGAUUGUUUCACAGAUGUCUUCAUGAUCUCUCCAAGAAACAUGGACCCGUGUUGCUUCUUCAUCUUGGCUCUCUCAAGAUAGUUGUAAUCUCAUCGAGCGAAGCAGCUGAAGAAGCUCUCAAAACACAUGAUCUUGAGUGUUGCACAAGACCGAAGACUCACGCCACAUCGACGUUCUCGCGUAACGGUAGAGACAUUUGCUUUGCGCCAUAUGGUGAGGUUUGGAGACAGUUACGCAAGCUUUCUGUUCUAAACUUUUUCAGCGCGAAGAAGGUUCGAUCUUUUAGGUACAUCAGAGAGGAAGAGAAUGACUUGUUGGUCACGAAACUGAAGGAGUUAGCUCAAAAGAAGUCUCCAGUGGAUUUGAGCCAAGAAAUUUACUGUGUAGCUGGAAGUAUCAUAUUCAGAUCUGCCUUUGCACAGCGUUUCUACGAGAACAAGCAUGUUGAUAAGGAAAAGAUCAAAGAGUUCAUGUUUGAGCUCCAGAAACUUGGGUCUAUUAGUAGCUCAGAUCUUUUCCCUGGUGGUUUGGGAUGGUUUAUGGACUUUAUGUCAGGGAGACAUAGGAGACUUCACAAACUUUUUGGUGAGGUUGAUACUUUUCUGAAUCAUAUAAUUGAUGAUCACUUGAAGAACCCUGAAGAAAAAACAAAUCAAGAUCGCCCUGAUAUAGUUGACUCGCUCUUAAAUACUAUGCUUAAAGAAGAACAAGAUGAAUCUUUCAAGCUCACCAUUGAUCAUCUUAAAGGAAUCAUCCAAAAUAUAUAUCUUGCUGGAGUAGACACAAGUGCCAUCACCAUGAUUUGGGCAAUGGCAGAGCUCGUUAGAAACCCACGAGUGAUGAAAAAAGCUCAAGAAGAGAUCCGAACAUGCAUCAGAGUCAAACAAAAUGAGAAAAUCGAUGAAGAAGAUGUCGAUAAGCUUCAGUACUUGAAGCUUGUGAUCAAAGAAACGCUAAGACUGCACCCAGCAGCUCCUCUGUUACUCCCAAGAGAAACAAUGAGCCAAAUCAAGAUUCAAGGCUACAACAUUCCUCCAAAAACCUUUCUAGUGGUUAACACUUGGUCGAUAGGACGAGAUCCUAAACACUGGGAAGAUCCAGAAGAGUUUAUCCCUGAGAGGUUUAUAGAUUCUCCUGCGGAUUAUAAAGGACAAAGCUUUGAGAUGUUACCAUUUGGUUCUGGACGGAGGAUGUGCCCUGGAAUGGCUUCAGCGAUUGCUACCAUUGAGUUGGGACUCUUGAAUUUGCUUUACUACUUUGAUUGGGAAUUGCCUGAGGAGGGGACAGUUGUGGACAUGGAAGAAGAUGGUAAUAUUACCGUUGUUAAGAAAGUUCCUCUUGAGCUUCUUCCAAUUCUUCAUCACUAAAUGAUGGCUCAACUUUGAAGUAUACAAAAAAAUGGAACAUUAUACCUUUUCAACAGUGGAUAGAGUCAAAGAGAGUAUUGAUUUGUAUCAUAUAGUAUAUGUUUUCUUAUUAGAGAUAUGUUGGACCGAAAGAUAUGUAUCUUACGGAUUUAGACCGUGAA
Molecule: messenger RNA, 1785 nt
Organism: Brassica napus (rape)
Lineage: Eukaryota; Viridiplantae; Streptophyta; Magnoliopsida; Brassicales; Brassicaceae
Product: cytochrome P450 71B3-like
Exons: 2
Coding region: 110-1624 (504 amino acids)
Molecular function (GO): heme binding; monooxygenase activity; oxidoreductase activity, acting on paired donors, with incorporation or reduction of molecular oxygen
Source: RefSeq, a predicted model, not a curated record